GAGCGCGAUGCCUGAGGGCGCCGUGAGCCGGGCUGCCCCCGAGCCCUGGGACUGGUCAGUGAGAGAGCUUACUGGAAGACCCUGUGCAGUGGGAAGGGAGUGCCACUGUUGAGACAAAGUCCCAAGACUGAGCCAGGAACUGUCCCGGGGUCUCCUCGUUAUGAUGGCUGUGGAAGGGUCAACCAUUACCAGCCGGAUCAAGAACCUUCUGCGAUCCCCAUCCAUCAAACUACGCAGGAGUAAGGGAGGGAACCGGCGAGAGGACCUCAGCUCCAAGGUGACCUUGGAGAAGGUGCUUGGAAUAACGGUGUCGGGAGGCAGAGGACUCGCCUGCGACCCCCGAUCCGGUUUAGUUGCCUACCCGGCUGGGUGUGUGGUUGUGCUGUUCAACCCUCGGAAACACAAACAGCACCACAUCCUCAACAGCUCCAGGAAAACCAUCACUGCCCUUGCCUUCUCCCCUGAUGGCAAGUACUUGGUCACUGGAGAGAGCGGGCACAUGCCUGCCGUGCGGGUGUGGGACGUGGCCGAGCACAGCCAGGUGGCGGAGCUGCAGGAGCACAAGUACGGCGUGGCCUGCGUGGCCUUCUCGCCCAGCGCCAAGUACAUUGUUUCCGUGGGCUACCAGCAUGACAUGAUCGUCAACGUCUGGGCCUGGAAGAAAAACAUCGUGGUGGCCUCCAAUAAGGUGUCCAGUCGAGUGACAGCGGUGUCCUUCUCCGAAGACUGCAGCUAUUUUGUCACGGCAGGCAACCGGCACAUCAAGUUCUGGUACCUGGAUGACAGCAAGACCUCAAAGGUGAAUGCCACUGUGCCCCUGCUGGGCCGUUCAGGGCUGCUGGGGGAGCUGCGGAACAACCUUUUCACUGACGUGGCCUGUGGCCGGGGGAAGAAGGCGGACAGCACCUUCUGUAUCACAUCGUCGGGGCUCCUGUGCGAGUUCAGCGACCGGAGGCUGUUGGACAAGUGGGUGGAGCUGCGGAAUACAGACAGCUUCACAACCACCGUGGCCCACUGCAUUUCUGUGAGCCAAGACUACAUCUUCUGUGGCUGUGCUGAUGGCACUGUGCGCCUCUUCAACCCCUCUAACCUGCACUUCCUCAGCACUCUGCCCCGACCCCAUGCCCUGGGGACAGACAUUGCCAGCGUCACUGAGGCCAGUCGCCUCUUCUCUGGAGUGGCCAACGCUAGGUACCCAGACACCAUCGCCUUGACUUUUGAUCCGACGAAUCAGUGGCUGUCUUGUGUAUACAAUGACCACAGCAUUUAUGUUUGGGAUGUGAGGGACCCCAAGAAAGUGGGCAAGGUGUACUCGGCUCUGUAUCAUUCCUCCUGCGUCUGGAGUGUGGAGGUCUACCCUGAAGUGAAGGACAGUAACCAGGCCUGCCUGCCCCCCAGUUCCUUUAUCACCUGCUCCUCGGAUAACACCAUCCGCCUGUGGAACACAGAGAGCUCCGGGGUACAUGGCUCCACCCUGCACCGAAACAUACUCAGCAAUGACCUCAUUAAAAUCAUCUACGUGGAUGGGAACACUCAGGCCCUGCUGGAUACCGAGCUGCCCGGAGGAGACAAAGCUGACGCGUCCCUGAUGGAUCCCCGCGUGGGUAUCCGCUCCAUGUGUAUCAGCCCCAAUGGACAACAUCUAGCUUCAGGAGACCGCAUGGGCACACUAAGGGUACACGAGCUGCAGUCCUUAAGUGAGAUGCUGAAGGUGGAGGCCCAUGACUCGGAAAUUCUGUGCCUGGAGUACUCCAAGCCAGACACAGGUCUGAAGCUGCUGGCGUCAGCGAGCCGGGACCGGCUGAUCCACGUGCUGGACGCUGGACGAGAAUACAGCCUGCAGCAGACGCUGGACGAGCACUCAUCCUCCAUCACUGCUGUCAAGUUUGCAGCCAGCGACGGGCAAGUCCGCAUGAUCAGCUGUGGUGCAGACAAGAGCAUCUACUUCCGCACCGCGCAGAAGACUGGAGAUGGAGUGCAGUUCACACGGACACACCACGUGGUGAGGAAGACGACCCUCUAUGACAUGGACGUGGAGCCCAGCUGGAAGUACACGGCCAUCGGCUGCCAGGACCGAAAUAUCCGGAUCUUUAACAUCAGCAGCGGGAAGCAGAAGAAGCUGUUCAAAGGGUCGCAGGGUGAGGAUGGCACGCUCAUUAAGGUGCAGACAGACCCCUCCGGGAUCUACAUUGCCACCAGCUGUUCUGACAAGAACCUCUCCAUUUUUGACUUCUCCUCAGGCGAAUGUGUGGCCACCAUGUUUGGCCACUCAGAGAUUGUCACCGGCAUGAAGUUUAGCAAUGACUGCAAACACCUCAUCUCUGUGUCAGGGGACAGCUGCAUUUUUGUGUGGCGCCUGAGCUCUGAGAUGACCAUCAGCAUGAGGCAGCGUCUGGCUGAGCUGCGCCAGCGUCAGAGAGGGGGCAAGCAGCAAGGACCGUCCUCUCCCCAAAAAGCUACCGGACCCAGCCGGCAUGAGGCCCCAUCGGUGCUCUGUCCUGGACCAGCUCUCUCAUCAGACAGUGACAAGGAGGGAGAAGAUGAGGGUACAGAAGAGGAAGAACUUCCAGCCCUCCCCGUCCUUGCCAAGGGUACCAAGAAAGAGCCAGGUCUGUGGAAGUCUGGUCUGGAGCCAGUUGGUGCCGCCACCGUGCCCAGCGCAGCCCUGCCCCGAAGCCUGUCCCACUGGGAGAUGAGUCGGGCACAGCAGACAAUGGAGUUCCUGAAUUCGGCUCCAGCAGCCAACCAAGGACCCAGAAAAAGGGGGCGCUGGGCUCAGCCGGGUGUGGAGCUGAGUGUUCGCUCUAUGCUGGACCUGAGGCAGCUGGAAGCACUGGCCCCUAACCCUCGGGGCCCUAGCCAGGACUCACUGUCUUUGAACCCCGCUGGUCUUGGGAAACAUGCUCAGAAGGCCUCUGAGACCUCACCUGCUGGCCAGAGGAAGGGGUCUUUGCCCAAGACCUGGAGCCUGCCCCCACUGAAGAUGGCAUUGUGUACCCAGAGCCGAGCGACAGCCCCACCCUGGACACCAGGCGAGAGUCCCGCCCCAGUGGCCCUCGGGAGCCAUGUGGUCUCCAGGCGUCCCUUCCUCCUGAGGGGUUUCCAGUUGGGGAGGUUUGGGCCCGGGGCCUCAGGGCUUGCCUGCUAUUUCAUCCUGCUCAUCCUUAAUCCUUCUCACAGGUCGGGGGGAGGAAGGCGGGAGUCCAGUGGGGCCGUUGCUCCCCUCUGCUCACUGCUGCUCAUUUCCCAUGCUGACCUCCCCAGCAGUGAGUUCCAGGUGCAGGCUCCAGCCCGAGGCGCCCUGGGAAGAGUGUACCCCGGGGGCCGGGCCUCAGAGAAGCAUAGCCCUGACAGUGCCUGCUCUGUGGACUACAGCAGCAGCCGCCUUUCCAGCCCUGAGCACCCCAAUGAAGACUCUGAGAGCACGGAGCCCCUGAGUGUGGAUGGCAUUUCCUCAGACCUUGAAGAGCCAGCUGAGGGUGAUGAGGAAGAGGAGGAAGAGGAGGGCGGCACUGGCCCCUAUGGCCUUCAGGAAGGCAGUCCCCGGACGCCGGAUCAGGAGCAGUUUCUCAAACAGCACUUUGAGACCCUGGCCAAUGGGACUGCUCCAGGGGGCCCAGUCCGGGUCUUGGAGAGGGCCGAGUCUCGGAGCAUCUCGUCACGAUUUCUGUUGCAAGCGCAGACCCCCCCGCUCAGGGAACCGUCCCCGUCCUCCUCAAGGCCAGCACUGAAGGCAGGACCAAUGCAGGUACCCCACGCUGCUUCCGGCGAGCCGCUGAGAGGCAGUGACGUCAGUCCUCCGGGAGCACCCCCGGAGGUGGAGCCCUCCCCUGGGAACCCCACCUCCCAGCGGGCAGCCCCUGUGCUACUGCCGCGACGCCGACUCAGCCCGGACAGGAGCUGGGCCCCCAAGAGAGCUGGGCCCCCACCUGGCGCCUCAGGUGGACUCCAGAAGGCUCAGUCUGUGCACAGCCUGGUACCACAGGAUGCGGCCCCUCUACCAGGCCCAUUGUCCUCACAGGAGACGGGGGCCCAGGAGGGCCUGCGCUCCCCGCCGCACACUGAUGGCCACCUGUCGAGGCCCCAGUCCUACCAGAACUCCAUCACCAGUUCCACGGCCAAGAUGUCCCGCAGCGUCUCUGUUGGGGAGAACGUGGGCCUGGCGACAGAACCUCACUCUCCUGCUUCCGUCCGCGUCUCACCGCUCAGCAAGCUGGGCCUGCCCAGCCGGGCUCAUCUGGUCCUGGACAUCCCAAAGCCACUGCCCGAUCGUCCUACUCUGGCCACGUUCUCUCCUGUAACCAAGGGCCGGCCCCCUGGUGAGGCAGAGCAGCCUGGCUCCCUAGCAGGCCCAGGAAAGGCUCACAGUGCGCCUGAGAGGCGGGCCUGUCUCGGGGACGGUACCGCUCCCAAGCCUCGGACAGACUGUCAGGCUCAGCCUGGGCCCGGCAGCCCCUGUGCUCAGCAACUGCCACUUGGCGGCCUCCUCCGAGGCCCUGACAACUUGCAGCCCCCAGCCCCUGAGAAGAAUCCCAGCCCUGUGGAAUGUGCCAGGCCAGGGGCAGCCCUGAGCCAGGACUCAGAACCAGCGGUAAGCCUGGAGCAGUGCCAACACCUUGUGGCAGAGCUGCAAGGCAGCGUGCGCCAGGCGGUGCGGCUCUACCACUUGGUGACCGGCUGUAAGACGCCCACAGCGGAGCAAAGUCGCGUCGCUCACCUCCUCAGAAACACCUUCUCUUCAGUGCGGCAGGAGCUAGAGACACUGACCGGGCCAGUGUUGACCAGCCCAGGUGGAAGCCCUGGGUCUGUGGGGGCCGAGCAAACACAGGCCCUGCUAGAGCAAUACUCGGAGCUGCUGCUUCGGGCUGUGGAGCGGCGUAUGGAACGCAGACUCUGAGUUCCAGAAGCCCGUCCCAAGUGAAAAGUCCCCUUAUUCCAGACUCUACCCAUUUCUCCACUCACCAAAACCUGUGGGGAUGCUUGGAGUGGAUUGCAGGGAUCAGUGCUCAGAGGGGGAACAGCUUUCCCCACUGUGUCCCUGUAUUUAUUAAUUUAUUUCCCUGACUGUUGCCUCAUGUUCUUGGACUCCUGCCUCCACAGCCCCUCCAGUGGCUCAUGCAGGGGUAUGAGUCUGUCAUCUUGGUGCUGUGAGGAGUAGGGAGGCAGCCUGCUCCAUCUGGGGGUAAUCGGGAAGGGCUGGCCCUCUUCUUAGAAGCCAUUUGAAUUUACUGCAGGGAUCAGCUCCCUGGGGUGGAGCACACACAGGGUAUUCAGUGGGGUGUAGGCGAGAGGCGAGGGUGCAUUCAGUGCCCUUCAGCCAACAACUGAGUUUCACCUCUACCUCCACUUCUCCCACACCAGCUGCACUGCCCUGGCUGCCAGAGAAGGGGUUAUCGGGUUUCACCCCCUUCCUGGCAGGCCAGAAAGGCAGAGCCCUCUGGCCCUCCAGGGCGUUUCCCAGCUAUAAAGAGGCUUGAAUUGUUAUCAAGUCCCGAGCCCCCACAUUCCACUCCCACCCCUUUCCCCCUCCAGCAGGGCCCUUGCAUUGCCUGCUUCCUUUUUCUCCUGGCCAGGACUCUUGGAGCCAGCUCUGGGAUGUUGCUGCAGGACAGUAGAGCUCUCUGUUGGGCAAACAAGGAGACCUGGCCAUUUACCCUCUGACUUCCCUAACUGCCAACUCUGGUCCCCAGCAGAUUGUUGGAAUCCUGAGGCAACCUUCUCCCUGGAUCCUUGAGUGAUGCUCGGUCAGAAGCCUGUGUUGGAACUUCCCUCAUGGUUUACAGGGCACUGUCCCACCUUCUAAGAACCUUGGCCACAGAUGAAAUCUCUCUCUCUCUCUCUCUCUCUCUC
Molecule: messenger RNA, 5850 nt
Organism: Condylura cristata (star-nosed mole)
Lineage: Eukaryota; Metazoa; Chordata; Mammalia; Eulipotyphla; Talpidae
Gene: MAPKBP1
Product: mitogen-activated protein kinase binding protein 1
Exons: 31
Coding region: 161-4897 (1578 amino acids)
Molecular function (GO): protein binding
Source: RefSeq, a predicted model, not a curated record